GCCCUUCCCGGAUCCGCGCCUGAGAAUCGCGGCCCGGCGCGCGCCCCCCGCGCUCCCCCCGCGCUCCCCCGCGUCAAGCCCGAGACCCCGCGCGCAGCCCGGGAGCGCCAGGCCUGCGGGCGCAGCGGCCGUGCGCGUCAUGAGCCGCAUCUACCACCACUGCGCCCUCCGGAACAAGGCGGUGCGGAGCGCGCGGCUGCCGGGGGCCUGGGACCCCGCCGCCCACCAGGGGGGAAACGGCGUCCUGCUGGAGGGAGAACUGGUCGAUGUGUCUCGCCACAGCAUCUUGGACGCCCAUGACAGGAAGGAGCGCUACUACGUGCUGUACAUCAAGCCCAGUCGCAUCCAUCGCCGGAAGUUCGACCCCAAGGGAAAUGAGGUUGAGCCCAACUUCAGCACCACCAGGAAGGUCAACACGGGCUUCCUCAUGUCGUCCUACAAGGUGGAGGCGAUGGGGGACACCGACAGGCUCACGCCCGAGGCCCUGAAGGCACUGGUACAAAAGCCAGAGCUGCUUGCGCUGACAGAGAGCCUUACCCCCGACCAGACAGUGGCGUUCUGGAUGCCCGAGUCGGAGAUGGAGGCCUUGGAGCUGGAGCUGGGGGCCGGGGUACGGCUGAAAACUCGAGGCGACGGCCCCUUCCUGGAGUCCUUAGCCAAACUUGAGGCUGGAACAGUGACCAAGUGUAAUUUUGCUGGUGAUGGAAAGACAGGGGCAUCCUGGACAGACAACAUUAUGGCACAGAAGUCUUCGGUGGGAGCCGUGGAGGAGACCCGAGAGCAGGGGGACGGGGCCGAGGACGAGGAGUGGGAUGACUGAGGUGAGUGGGCAUGAAGCGUCUCUGAGGCCACCAGCACUGCUGAGACUGUGAUCCGUCAACAUCUACUCUGGAGUUCAAGGGAACAGUCCACCAAGCCUUCCCUGGUUCUUCCUCCAGCUGCCCCAGAAUACUCUUGGAAUAAGCACUGCUAAAGUCAAAUCCAUGACCGUGACAUGACCAAUGUCGCCCCACGCUGUGGCUCCUGGAGGGGCCCUCCCUGGAUGUGAGUGUAGAUCUCUUAGACCUUUCCACCGUGGCCCUUGCCCUGAAUGGCAGCCUUGUUUCUAGAGGCAGGCAGUGGAAUUGAACUUGGUCUUGGUGUACACUUGGGAAAUGGCCCUCAUCUGCAUGCUUUCCCCUGUCCUUGUAUAUCCUGCCUUCCUCCCUCACCUGCCCCCUACCGCCAGGGCUCUGAGCUGUAGCCUUUGCUUUCCUGUUCAAACCUUCUUGUUCCCUCUGUGCCCUUUUCCUUCCCCAGAGCUGCCAGUUCUUUAUUCCUCCUCUGGUUCUCUGCAACAUUGCGGGGCUUCCUGUCUCCUGACCUCCCUGUCUGAUGGGGAUGCUGUUCUCAGGGAGGCCUAGGGUCUUCCCAGGUGGCUGGUCCCCACCUUGCAGGCUUACUCUGCCAGGCCACAUUUUGAUAAAACCUUUGUUUUUGUUGUUUUGUACUUUGAGAACUUUUUAUGAGUGAGUAAACCUUCAGAAAAGGAUUCCUGUGCAUUGACUGGGUCAUGUCAGGUGUCAACAGUCUUCCAGCUGAGCAAUGAUCCUAUAAGAAGGAAGCCGCGUCUUUUUGAUCAUGAACAUCGCCUUGCUGGGUAGUGUUCCCGCACUCAGAUCUGAGAUGGGACGUGGAGUCAAAUGGAGCAGAGACUUGGUGACAUUCGGAUCCUGCUGGCCUCAGGGACAAGAUAGGGUGGUGGUGAACUAACAAUUAUUGAGUCUCCUAAUAUGUCAAACACAGCACUAGAUGCUUUCCAUGAUGGUAACUUAGCCCCUGACCUGCUUCCUGGUGCGAGCGCCCAUAUCCCCCGUUUUUCAAAAGUUUAUGUUAUAACACUUGGCUUUUAUGAAAGACCUACCUUAGUACCUGUUUUUUCUAAUCAAAAGAAAUCUGCAGAGGGUUUUCAUUUUUAUGAUAAUAAGGCCAAAAGAAAAAAGAAAACGGCAUUCAGCAUUUGUGUGCACCCCAAGUGGUGAGAGGGACCCCACCCAUCUCCUUCCCCGGGAACUGUACCCAAGCAUCAAGCCCCUAGAGCUUUGAACUGUGUCUGGGAGCAUCUGUGCUUUACUGCAAUGGAUUUUGUGCACGUGUUAGCAAGAUGUGCCCUAAGGUUUCAGAAAAGCCUAAGAGAACGCUCAUUUCCCCAUGGAAACUAAUGGUGAGUGCUUCCUCACUGCCUCUCAUAGGGUUUGUAGGAAUGCUGUACUUUUUCGAUAGUGGGGGAAACCUGUACUUGCUAAGAGCUUGCAACCUCUUACUUAACUGUCCCAACAAUCCCGGGAGGUAUGUGUGAUUAUUCCCAUUUUAAAAUUUCAUAUGAUUUUGAAACUUAGAGGCUCCAUCCGUAGUAUAUAGAGGAGAGGAAUUUCAACCCAGGCAGUCCGAUUUCAAACUCUAUAAUCUUCACUGGGUUAUUCUCCUUCCACAUGUAUACUACAGGGGAGGAAAGGGGCUCUGGAGGGGUUAAGGCAAUUUCCCCAGAGUCACAGCUAAUAAGUGGCACAGCCAGGAUUUAAAUCCAGGGCUGUGGAAAGUCAAGCUUAUGUUCUCCACCUGCCCCCCAUCCACCAUCCUUUGCUUCUUGACCUACAGAAGGACCUUGGACACAGGGGCCAGAGGAGUCCUGGCCCUGUGAAGUGGGGUUAUAUCCCUAGACGUUAGGGAACUUGCCUAAACCCUUGACUGCUGAUCUGUCCAGGCUGAAAUCUGUUCCAUUGGUAUUAGCAGUUGAGCAGGUAAUAUUAUGCUUCCCAAACUUAUUAUCAUGGUUCCAAUUUUCAUUUACCUUCUUGCAUAUUUGAGCCUGGGCUUGACAAUAUGGCCAUGAGGCUUGGGAUUCACGCUUCAGUGAGGCCACCUGAAGUCACGGGUUACUGGUCUGCUUACGGAUCUCUUGUGUUCUUGUCGCCCUUUUCUUAGUUUAGAUCCCUGUGACCUCUCACCUCGACAGUUAUAGAAGCUGCCUCCCUGGUGUCCUGUGUCUGAAUGGGGCUGGCUGGGUGUUGAGCGUGCUGGGACCUCAGUCAUGGGGGUGGCCAGGGAAGCAGUUAAGCAGCAGGAGGACUGGAGAUAGUGACUGGGAGUAGAGACACCCAGUGAGGGCAUCCUGCUGCCCAUAGCACUAGGGACAAAGGGUAUGGCAAGGUCAUACAGGCAGGCCACCAUUCCAUAAAAGGAGGUCCAGUGUGUCAGUGGGGGAAGCCCUGGACAAAAAAUGGGCAGGAGAGAGAUGAAGGAAGGAGGGAAGGAGAGAAGGAGGAGAAGGACAGUGGGAUGGAGAAAGGUAAAGGCCUUUGUGGCUGGAGCUCAGAGAACGGGUGGAGAUGUUGGAGAUGAUGCAGGACAUCAGGCAUGGUAUUUUUAGCAUGUUAAGUAUUUUAGGACUUUAUCCUUAACUUCCUGGAAGCCACUGAUUCUGGGGAGAGUGGUACAAUUUGAUUUGUUUCUAUCGAAGAUCAUUUGACUACAGAGAAGCUGAAGGCAAUGAGCCCAACUGGGAGACUGCCUUAAUUGUCACAGUGAGAGGUUAGAUAGAGUGUGUAGCGAGGGGAGUGGAGAUGGAAAGAAGUCCAGGUAGAUGGAGGAGAAAAGGGAUUUUCCAGCAAGACAUGAGCACCUGAAAAGCCAUGGAGGUGGGGGUGGGGCCUGCUCCUGGAAUAUUGCGUCCCUGGUUGUUAUAUCAUACCUACACGUAAAAUUUGAUAAUCCUUUUUCAAUUAAUGUUAUAUAAUCGCUUCCCAUGUUGCUACAGAGUCUUCAUAACCAUUGUUUUUUAAGAUUGACUGCCAUUUAGCAGCUCUAUCAUUGUCCAAUUUUGGGGUAAUUAAUUGACUCCUACUUGGAGCUAAUAUAAUUAACAUGUCAGUAAGUGUUCUAGAUUAUGUAGUUCCCUAAAUUUCACCCCUACACCCUCCCUGUCCUGCCCCCCCACCAUAUUUUUGUAUCUUGGGGUUAUUUCUUUAGAGUCCAAUUCCCAGGAGUCAGAUUACUGGGAAUCUAGGAGUCUUCUGCAGAAGUUUUUUUAGAUUGUCAAAUUGCUUUCCAAAAGGGUUGUUCUGAGUUAUAAUUUCACCAGCACUGUAGGAGAGGACCUUUUCCAUGCUACCUUUGCCAGAAUUGGGUGUAAUAACAUUUGAAAAAUGGUAUUUGAUAAGGUAAAACAAUACUUUAAAGUUAAUAGUUUGCGAUUAGCUUUUCUCUUCCAUUAAUAGCGAGCUUAAAGAUUCUUUCCAUGUUAAUUACCUAGAUAUAUUUCCUCUUUGCUUACUCAGUUUCUUUGCCUGUUGAUACACUGAAGGUGGAGGUCUUUUCGGUUAUAUUUUAAAUAUAACAACUUACCAUAUUUUAUCAACUUCUGUUUUUAAAAAAUUGAUUUUUUUUUACAAACAUAAAAUCUUUAUAUAGAUA
Lutra lutra (Eurasian river otter) is the source of this 4452-nucleotide messenger RNA. RefSeq names its product actin related protein 2/3 complex inhibitor (gene ARPIN). Gene Ontology annotation, biological process: negative regulation of actin nucleation. The transcript has 6 exons. The record is from RefSeq and is a predicted model, not a curated record. NCBI's taxonomy places the organism in Eukaryota, Metazoa, Chordata, Mammalia, Carnivora, Mustelidae. Bases 140 to 820 code for a protein of 226 amino acids.